AUGCUUCUAUCACGCUUUCCCCGACCGGCAUCCUCGCUGGUUCGACCCUUCACCUCCUCUGCCGCUGUCUGCCGCACACCCUCCAUUCGUGACAUCACGCCCGACUCGGCGACCGAGUUUAAUGCACGUCAGAAGGAGUUUCGUGAGAAUUUGGAGGUGGCUCGUAAGAAGAGAGAACAGCAAGAGAGUCAGUUCGUUGAUACUUCUGCUUCUGGUUCUGCCUCAUCCCCUAUUUCCCGUGAUCGCUUCCGUGAGUACGCCACCGCUCCUGUUGCUCCACACGUGAGCAGUGCGAGCAAUAAUGGCAGUCGUGUACUAGAUGCCGCCGAAGUUCUUGACGGUAAGGCAUUGGGCUCACUAUCUACCCAUCGUGGUUUAGGAGACGAACAUUUGUUGGAAACCGCGCAGUCUCCCAAGCGGGGGCCUUUGUCCUCACUGAUAUACGGAACGAAGGAAGGUCAACAACUCGAUAAGGAUAUUGAACGCUCCUUCUCCCAAGUCCUCGCUCGCGGCAAAUAUGUUCACUCGAUUGUUUUUCAUGAAGUCAAGCCCGACAAGGUAGACGAAUAUGUCGAUCUCGUGGGCCAGUGGUAUCCACGCAUGGCCUCCACAGAAGAGAACAGGGUGAAUUUGGUAGGAAGCUGGCGCACACAAGUGGGUGAUAACGACACUUUUGUGCACAUUUGGGAAUACCAGCGAUAUGAAGGCUACCAUGCCUCCCUCCAUAACAUUUCUCGGCACCCAGAGUUCCCCGAGAAUUCUCCUUUUGGCCAACUACACCACCACGACGUCUGGGAGGACUUUUUUGAACUCCGUUCCUACACUCUUCACCCUGGAAACCUACUGGAGUGGGAAACUCACUGGCGACGUGGUCUCAAAGCUCGCCGUGAAGUUAUGGAGGGAGUUGGCGCAUGGUUUGUGCAGAUCGGCGACUUAAAUACUGUGCAUCAUUUAUGGCAAUUUGCAAACCUGGAGGAGCGCAAAAUACGCCGGGAACAGUCGUGGGGUAUCGAAGGUUGGGCGGAAACAGUGCACAAGACCGUUCCUCUCAUCCAGACGAUGCAAAGCAGGAUCCUGAUCCCCAUGCCCUGGAGUCCCGUUGGAUAA
This is a messenger RNA of Aspergillus tanneri, 1107 nucleotides long. Its product is annotated as NIPSNAP family protein. The transcript is spliced from 3 exons. The record is from RefSeq and is a predicted model, not a curated record. Gene Ontology annotation, cellular component: mitochondrion. The coding region runs from base 1 to 1107 and encodes 368 amino acids. NCBI's taxonomy places the organism in Eukaryota, Fungi, Ascomycota, Eurotiomycetes, Eurotiales, Aspergillaceae.